AUGUCCUACUAUUUUACCAUCCUGUCGCCAACUGACACACCCCUAUUCAACAUCGCAUUUGGGACAUCCAAGGGAGGUGGCGAUGGCAUUGCCCGGUUCCGCUUCCCGGAGACCGCGCAGUACAUGAACCAGUUCAUCAUUCACUCGAGUCUGGACAUCUUGGAAGAAGCGCAAUGGACGAAUGGCGGAAUGUAUCUUAAGCAUAUCGACACCUACCCACCAGCCGCAGCCUACAUCUCCGCAUUUCUUACCCCAAGCGGCGCGCGCUUCCUGCUCCUCCACCAACCCCCGCACCUCCCCUCCUCAACCAGCACAGGCAGUGGUCUUGGGUCAUCAUCAUUGUUAGGGUCAGCAGGAUCCACAACACGCGCCUCGUCAAGCUCCGUCGCCGCAAACCCAACAUCCCCGCAGACCGAGGAGGCAGUGCGCCAAUUCAUGAACGAGGUGUAUGAGAACUAUGUCAAGACGGCGAUGAGCCCCUUCUACAAACAGGGCAUGGAGAUCCGGAGUCCUGUUUUUAGGACGAGAGUUACGGCCGCCGGGAAAAAGUGGCUGUAA
Molecule: messenger RNA, 558 nt
Organism: Penicillium arizonense
Lineage: Eukaryota; Fungi; Ascomycota; Eurotiomycetes; Eurotiales; Aspergillaceae
Product: TRAPP subunit TRS20
Exons: 2
Coding region: 1-558 (185 amino acids)
Biological process (GO): endoplasmic reticulum to Golgi vesicle-mediated transport
Cellular component (GO): cytoplasm; TRAPP complex; nucleus
Source: RefSeq, a predicted model, not a curated record